AUGGGGGUUCCUGACCCCGAGUGCCGCAAUGGAGCCCCCAACCCCACAGGGGCUCUGGAUGCCGAUUCCCCUGGAGCGGAGGAGUGUCUGGAAGAGGACGAGGAGGAGCUGGAGACGAGCGUGGAAGACCCUGAGAAUGAAAGCGCCGGGAAGCCGGCCCCGGGGGGGCGCAGCUGCAUCCUCACCCGGCGCGGCAUCACGCUGCGGGUGCUGCUUAAGGAUGGCCUGAUCGAGCCGGGGGAGGGUGUGCUCUCCAUCUACUACCUGGGGAAGAAGUUCCUAGGGGACUUGCUGCCCGACGGGAAGAUCACCUGGCAGGAGACGGGGCAGGUGUUCAAUUCGCCCAGCGCCUGGGCCACAUACUGCAAGAAGCUGGUGAACCCGGCGAAGAAAUCGGGCUGCGGCUGGGCCUCGGUGAGGUACAAGGGACAGAAGCUGGACCAGUGCAAGGCGGCCUGGCUGAAGAAGCACCAGCCCAAUGCUCCCGCGGCCGAGGAGAGUUUGGUGAGUGAAGGGGAGGAGGAGGAACUGGUCGAGGAGGACGAGGACGAGGCCAGGGAAGGUAAAAUCGCCAUCUCAGAGCCUGGGCUUGGCAAGAAACUGGAGGAGAAAAGCAGGAAGCACCAAAGCAAGAGCCUGGUGGAGCCACACAACGCUGAUAACGGGCCCCAUGGGAAGAGAUUGGAGAGCAAGAACCGCACUCCCGUCCGUUACUGCACGCUGGGAAGCCGGGACUCUGCCAGGAACCCACACACCCUGGUGGAAGUGACCUCCUUCGCAGCAAUCAACAAGUUCCAGCCGUUCAACGUGGCCAUCUCCAGUAACGUGCUGCUGCUGCUGGACUUUCACAGCCAUCUAACGAGGAGCGAGGUGGUUGGCUACCUGGGAGGCAGGUGGGACACCAGCAGCCAGGUGCUGACGGUGCUGCGAGCGUUCCCCUGCCGGACGCGCCUCGGAGACGCCGAAUCGGCAGCCACCGUUGAGGAGGAGAUCUGCCAGAACCUCUUCAUGCGGGGGCUGGCGCUGGUGGGCUGGUACCACAGCCACCCCUUCAGCCACGCCCUCCCCUCGCUGCAGGACAUCGACGCCCAGAUGGAUUACCAGCUCAAGCUGCAGGGGAGCAACAACCGCUUCCAGCCCUGCCUGGCUCUCAUCUGCGCACCAUACUAUCACGGCAACCAAGGUGUGGAGUCCAAAAUCUCGCCCUUCUGGGUCAUGCCACCUCCGGAGCAAAGGCCCAACGAUUACGGCAUCCCCAUGGAAGUGGAGGUCACCUACGUGCAGGACGGGUUUCUCACCAAUGACGUCCUCCAUGAGAUGAUGCUGCUGGUUGAGUUUUACAAAGGGGCUCCAGACCUGGUGAAGUUUCAAGAUAUAUGGAGCCAGGAGAAGACUUACUUAGAUAAGCUAAAGGGCUCCCUCGCCUCCAGGACUCCCAAAGAUCAGGGCUUCGCCCACGUCCUGGAACAGAUCUACAGCCUCCUCAAGCACAGCAGCUGA
Emys orbicularis (European pond turtle) is the source of this 1500-nucleotide messenger RNA. It is a transcript of the gene MPND, whose product is annotated as MPN domain containing. The transcript is spliced from 13 exons. Bases 1 to 1500 code for a protein of 499 amino acids. Gene Ontology annotation, molecular function: protein binding; metallopeptidase activity. NCBI's taxonomy places the organism in Eukaryota, Metazoa, Chordata, Testudines, Emydidae. The record is from RefSeq and is a predicted model, not a curated record.